Porites lobata is the source of this 2881-nucleotide messenger RNA. The record is from the annotation of a GenBank genome assembly. NCBI's taxonomy places the organism in Eukaryota, Metazoa, Cnidaria, Anthozoa, Scleractinia, Poritidae.
CUUAAAAUAUGGCGGACAGUUCUCUUCCUAGUUGGCCAAUUAUAAUCAACAAAUCUUUGGAAGAAAGUGAGAUUUACAGACUUCUGAGGAGCAAACAUAAAGUUAGAGGUAUCAGUGAAUCUUCAUAGAAAUUUUUGCUAUUAUUUUCGCCGUAUCUGAAUCUGAAUUUGUUCUUACAGUUACUGACACAACUGGUCAAGGAGUUAUAAUUUUCCCUCUUUCCUCUGUCGCAUUUAUGGUCAUUUCCUUGGACCAUGCGUUGAAAGAAAACGAGGGGCAAACAGUAGUUAGUGCGGACAUUGUAGAAAGGUAAGUUAAAGAUCGCUUUGAGGGAAGCCGAUACAACAUUUGGAGAGAGAUAAUUUGGUAAAAGAAACAUGCAUUUGUCAGUUACCUUGUGCCAACAACAACAACAACAAAAAUUUCAACAAAGAGCAAGGGGAUUUGAAAAGAUUUCAAUUUGGUGUAAGAGUUGAGUAAAUUCAGGUAUUGUAGUCCUUGGUGGGACCUAUAAACAAAUAAAACCUGAUUUAGCCAACCCAUCUCUGUAACAUCUGUAAACUUGACAACAUCAUGCUUUUCUUUUCUCAGGGUGCAGAGACUAAAUCAAGUGCAUCAAAGAGCUUACGUUAUUCUCAUGGCUGCUCUUAUGGGAUCAAAGGAAAUGCAAAGCCUAACAGCGCUACAAAGCAGGUUAAAUUAAAUGAAAUCUGUAUUAAUUUUUUUAAUCACAAAUCAAUUUUUUUAAGCCAUAAUUAUUGUUGGGCUUACGCCUCUUUGCAUGCAAGUUCCCAGAUCUAAGAUUAUGCUGAUGUAGUGAGGGCAGCAACAUAUCAGCAACUUCCUGUGCUGUUGACCAUGAAAAUAAUCUUGUCAGCUUCCCCACGUUGCAUGAAAAAUAAUAAUGUAAGUUUAACUUAUUGUAGUGCUUGGGCAAACCCAUGGUUACAGGAAUCACCAGCUAUUAUGAUUCAUACAUUUUAUACAACUGGGUAUUUCUGUCUAGGUUAAGAGCUGCUCCGGCAGUUGGGCUAUGUUUGUUAAUUGUGCUUAUUACUCUGCCAGGUUUCUUGGAACAAAGGCAAAUUUCAUCCCUGCACAUAGUGCUAAAGAAUGUGUUGAUUUUAUGGUUACUAUUGCCAAGGUAUGACUGAUGUUAAGGAAUGAGUCUAAACUUUUCAAUAAUUCUAGAGUCAAAGUUAUUUUCUCAUGUAGCCCAGCCUGUGUACAGCUAGCUGCCCCCUCUCCUCAGAAAAAAAUUGGGAGGGAAGGGGGCGGCUGUGCACAUCAGGCUAUAUGUAGCCUUCAUAAAAGGAAUUAUUUUAGUCAAGGAAAAGACGGGAGAAGAAAAAGAAACGUUUUUCCCCAUCCCUACUUGUCUUACUUUUCCAUCUAUGUACUGUGUAUUUGGCUUUCUAAGGCAUGUUGCAUCGAGGUCAAUAAAAUUUUUUACAAGACAGUGUUUUUGUGUUCCUUUUGUUUCAAAUGGGAAAACAAUAACUUCACUGGUAAAUAACUCUUGGCCACCAUUAGCAAAAGAUGGACCUCUUUGGCAGUAUUUUUGGAUGGCACUGUUUACUUCUGCACUCGGAACAUGACGUGGCAUGAAACUGUUUUGGGCGUGAAAGUCCAUAACUGAAAACUGCCCCAUGUCAUGUUACAUACGUUACAUAACCUCAAAGAACAAAUUUCUUACAGGUUACUUGUAAGCCUAUGGCAGGAUUGAUACAAGAAAGAAUGAAGAGGUUACAAGAGUCAACAGUUACUGACAAUGUGGUUCUUCAUGCCCUUGGAAACAUUGGACUUGGCAAUCAUGGUAUCCUUUUUCAGAGGUUUUAUCCCCAAAGCUAAAUAUUAUUGCAAUUUUGCAAUAGACCUUUUGCAUAUUCUGCUCCAGUGAGUACACAAAAUAAAUCUGAGUUAUAUGCAAAGGUGGAAAAUUUCACAGAAUCACUGUAUUUCGACGCUCCAAUCCUUAAGUUAGUACCUUUCUUCACAGGAUUGUGGAAAGGUCUGUUCCAUGAUAUUAUCAAUAUGGUGUAAAGUCCCUCAUGUUACAUCAUCUGAUGCCACAAAGUAUUGAAUCUGGCGCUUGAGGUGGGGGGAUGGAGGCAUUUGACUCUUGCAUGUGAUAGUUAAGGUACCAUGUUUACAGGGUAUGAGGUUGCUAUCUUGAUUUCUUAUAAGUGGGAAGAAAGAAAAAAAACUGAGAAGAAAGCAACUUGCACAUGGGUAUUGAGCAGGAACCACCCCCCAAAACCAUAUUACUUCCCGUUACAAUGCCCAAGGGGAGUUUAUUCUCUACCUACAAUAAGGGACAAACGUUUUGACACACUUCUGUAAAUGGGCCCAUUUUUCAUAGUGGGCAUACCUAUCCCCUUCCCCUGUGUACCCCCACCCCUCCCCCCAAAAUCAAUGUUGUAUUUCAUACCAUCAAGUCUUUCUUCAACUAAAAACAACAUUGAUUUAGGGGUGGGGGGAUUUACGGCCUUUAAACACAGUCGUAUGUUAAAGGAAAGAAAUUGUUAAUGAAAGCGCCGUGUUUUAGACAAGUAUGUCAACUACUUUUGUCCCUGAUUGCAGCUAUCCCUCACCAUGAGAACUCUUGAACUCAACAAUCCUUUACACGGAAAAUAGGGCACUGUGCAGGUCUGGGAAUGCAUGUUCAUGACUAAAUCAGAAUAGUUAUCAUUAAGGAAAUAAUACAGUCAAGUUUUCUUUCCUUAACAUCUGAAAAGAGUGUUUGGUGCUUCAAGAUGGUCUUAAAACUGUUUCCAGGGUGUCACAAGCCACAGAGGAGGAACUGAUAGACUGUAGUCUAGAUCACCAAACUGCACAGAAAGUCAUCAACUUCUUUGACAAAGACUGCAUACAGAUUUGA